Molecule: messenger RNA, 5314 nt
Organism: Zonotrichia albicollis (white-throated sparrow)
Lineage: Eukaryota; Metazoa; Chordata; Aves; Passeriformes; Passerellidae
Source: RefSeq, a predicted model, not a curated record
GGUAUACAACAGAACAGAUAGAGCUGGCUGUAAUUUUUAUGCACUUUGCAGCAAGGAAUGUGAGAUUGAGCCCUUCUACGGGCCAUGUCAUCUGACAACUCCUGCUCCUUCAGUCGCCUCAACUACAUCACAAGCUGCCUCACCAACCACAGCAACAACCACCACAAUUUCAGUAGAAAGAAACUGCACUCAUGUCAAUCCUGCACGAAAGCCUGGAGAGGAGUGGAUAGAAGAAUGCCAGAAAUGUGUCUGUGAUUCCCUCACUGCUACUGCACAAUGCCAGCCACUCCCAUGCCAAACAGCUCAACAAACAACUUGUGACCUAGGAUUUGUUUCCAUGGCUGUAAUACCACAAAAAGACCCAUGUUGUCCUGAAUUUGAAUGCAAACCAAUACCUGAUGUCUGUGUGAUUAAUGGAACAUUGUACACGGUUGGAAAGUCAGUAGUAAUCGAUUCAUGUAAGAAGUGUACCUGCAGUUCUGAGAAGGAUCCAGAGACUAAUGCAAACAUUAUGCAUUGUGAAACCGUUCAGUGUGAGACAUCUUGCCCACUGGGUUACCAAUACAUGGUUGAGGAAGGAGAGUGCUGUGGGAAGUGUAUUGAAGUAGCUUGCAAAGUCAAACUCAGUAACAACACUGUUCAUGUCCUCAAUGUUAAUGAGAUCCUGCCACUCGAUCAGUGCAGCAACUACAAGUGUGAAAAAAUUGAAGAUCAGUUUGUUGCAGUCCAAACGAAAAGAGUAUGCCCUGAGUACGACCCCGAAGAGUGUGAUCCUGACGAAACAGAGAUUACAUCUGAUGGCUGCUGCAAAAUAUGUAAACCUAAAACCUGCAAGCCUCACACCAAGGAAACUGUGAUCCGCCAUGCUGACUGUGAGUCUUCUGGACCUGUUCAGGUCUCAUAUUGUGAAGGAACUUGUCCUAGCUCCUCAAUGUACUCUCUUGAAGCAAACCAGAUGGAACACACGUGUGGCUGCUGCCAGGAACUCAGCACCCAAACAAGAGAUGUGACCCUGACUUGCCAAAAUGGAACCAGCAUAAAUUAUACCUAUCUCUACGUGGAAAACUGCCAGUGUGUAAAUGCUUGCUCUUCAGAAACCACUGCAGCACCUGACUCCCAGUUCCAACAAUCUAGAAAAUAUGGCUCCCAAUUGCAGCAGGCUAUAUCACUUGGUUCCCAAUGGCAACUCAGCUGAGGAUAUGAUCACUGGAAAAAGGGAGACCCUAAAGAAGCUGGAAUCAUGUCUUCCUGAAAACAAAUUGUGCUCCUUCUUUAACAUUCCUUUUUCAUGACUUACUUGUAAAAAUAAUUAAAAAAAAGGUCAAUUAAAUUGCAGUGUUUGGGUUUUUUUUUUUAAUGUUACAGUAUUGAAGAGUAAAAACAGAUGACUGCAAAAUACCUCAUGUAACUUACAGAAAUAUGCAAGCACAUGCUUUAUCACAAAACCUAUAUUUGAGGUAAAAAAGAAUUCAGGAGCCUCUAAAAAAUAAAGCAAGAAAACAUUGCAGCUACAUUGUACUUCUUGAUCCUAGUGAAAGCAUUAUUGCAUAUUCUUUUUAUAGACAUAUUAGUCCUAACACAUCUCAAAAACAGGGACAAAGCUGUUUUAUUUGAUCACUAAAACUUUAAGUACUUUUCAGUUGUGACUGCUCAAUACCCAUCUUCUUUACCUAAAUGACAGUGAGUCCAAGGAAUGGCAUCAGAAAGUUUUGACUCAGAGGGGUAUAUUCUCGACCAGUCUUUGGGAAUACAGCCCUCUUCCUGAACUAGGUACAAUUCCUUCACCAAUGUCCAAAUAGCUCUUCCCACUGGCAUAAAAGAUGAAAAAAUUUGCUCCUCUUAUCUGCUCACUUCCACCUCCUUUAGUUUGUUCCUCAUGCUGCAUGUACUGUAUGCAUUUCAAAUGUGCUCCAGCAUACUCACACAUCACGAAGCAGUGUGGAGGAUCUUGCUACCAUUCCAUCGGUCUAACACUGCUGGGUGGCCACCAGGCUUAUGUCCAGCAAGCCUGGGUUUAGCCCUUUUCCCCUUCAAUCCACUUAAAUGCUCUUUCAACAAGCACUGCACCCCCCUGCAAAGAUCCUUCUCUCUGUCUGAGACAGGUGUACCCAGCUGCUGCCACCAAGUAUCAAUCUGCUGGUUCUUCUUGUUUCUUCCCUCACCAUUCCCUGCAACUGGAAGGAUAAAGAAGAACACUACUCAUGCUCCUGAUCCCAUAGUAACCAGGUGUCCCAAGGCCCCAAAACCUCUUCUGAUCGUCCUUGGCCUUCAUAUUGCAAACUUCAUAAUUGCCUACAUGAGAAAGCAAUAAUGGAUAAUAAUCCAAGGGCUGUACCAGAGCUGAAAGUUUCCUCAUCUCAUCUGUAACCCAGGCCGCAGGGAAGCAGAUGACUUCCCUAUGAAGUGGGGCUUGCCAGGAAAUUGGACCUUCUGUUCCCCUCACUGGAGGGUUUCCUGUGCCAGUACCUCACCUUUCUUUCCUUCUGGAAGCAGUUUCAACACAGCGCAUAGGGGAACUUCACCUUAGUGAAUCUUCCUACAGAGAUGAACCAUCAUCCUCAUCCUUUGAUUUCCCCUUGCAGAGCCUUGUACCUAUUAAACGCGGGCACCUGAGAAGGUGGGGCAGUCACAGAGGAGUAUCCUGGCCUACCAGGCAGGAAUUUGUAAUCAUUACCCCCUUUUGUAACUACUUAAAGAAUAAUUUUUAAAAAAGUUUUAAGCAUUUUAAAUCAACUUAAUACUCCACAUUAAACUGAUGACUAUUACAGAGGUAACAAAUUUAAACCAGAAAAACUUUGUCCUGUGAGUGUUAAGUGCAUGGUAAUCCAUAGAGAAACAUGGACCGCAGAGACAUGGAAAGUGUAAUUCACUGGAGUUAUUUUACAAUUGGAGAUUAUUUUAAAUAAAUUUAAUUAUCCUUCAUUCUCUUUCAAUGGUAAAUACAUUAAACUUAUAAAAAUUCUCAAUUUUUUGUACACUGAAAUGUUUUAAUAACAUGUUCUGAGUGAACUCUUUGAAUACUUCAAAUAGUAGUGCUUUUAUAAUUCUCUCAUCCAUGGAAACACAUAUGUAGCUCAGAUAAUUUUCAAUCUACUUGCUUUCCACAAAUUCACUUUUCUCAUCUAUAUGCAAAUUUUCCUUCCUUCAAAAGUUAUGGUAUAACCCAAGUAUAUCUUACGAAAUUAAUUAUGCUUUUUGGCAAGAUAGUAAAGAAAAUACUUCUAAAAUAUACUGCUGCAUGAAAAUAGAUUAACUUGAGUUUCUGACUAAGCUUCCUGAGGAUCUAGAAGAGAAAGCUCAAGUCUUCAGUAGGCUACAACUCAAAACUGCAGAGAAGAUUGCUAAUAUGGGUUUUCAUUUUUCCUUCUUAUUCUAAGAAAACACAUAUUUGCAUUUCUCCUAGAGGCCUUGCUCACACUGAUGUUCUGAAAUUCAAAAUACACUGAUUUCUCUUUAUACCCCCACACAUCAUCACUGAUUAACACUGAAAUGAAAAAGCUAAUAAAAAUACAAAAUGCUAAAUAGAUGCUUCAGCAGCCACAAGAGCACCAACAUUUGUUUGAAGUAAACUAAUUUUCACCCCUCCUAUCUCUCACAGCAAAAUGGAGAAAUGUGAAAGCAAACUGUAACCUCUGAAGAUAAACUGGAAUAGAAAGUGAUACUCAAGGGUUAGAAUAAAGCACAAUUUUAACAUAGUUUUAUUUCAUAGUAGGUACUCAAUACUUUAAGGAAAAAAAAGAAUAAUCAGCUGUGAAAGAUUCCUCCAAACUAUUAUUUGUUAAAAAACCCAAACUCUUGAUUAGGAGAAAAAAGCACACUAUGAAUGGACAGUAAAUACCAAAAUCUUAGCUUGAUAAUACAGUAAUACUUCAAACUAGCAGUUGCUUAUUAAUCACAAUUAUCACUGUGCAUGGUGAUGCUAUUAAGUGAGAGAGGGCCCCAGAUACCUUUGUCACCACAGUACUAGAAAGAGAUGCUAUGCAAACCAAAUCUUUCAAAUUCAUUUAUCAUAUAUUAGCAGAUAAAACCCGCUCUUUUUGUGGCUGGAAUAGCACAUAUGGUCCAUUUCAUAACUCUUCAUUUGGACACCACUCCCAUCCAGAGUCCUCAAUCCUUCACACUGCAGCAUUCCCUCCAUACCCACGUGCCAUUCUUCCCUCCUCCCCUGCUCUCCAACGCUGUCUUUCAAACAAUGCAGCAUCACUACUGCCUUCUUCUGUCCUCAAUACGCAACACCAGCAUAUUUCCUUGAGAAAGCAGCCCCUAGACGAGUCAGAAAGAGGCACCUACCUGUAGAAGAAUUCUCAAAGUGCUUUUGAGCAUUUACUGUUACUGUUCCCAUCAGAUGGUCACAUUAAGAAGUAGUGUAGUUUGCCAACCAAUGUUCAACACUGAAUAGAAGACAGUAACCAAUACUUGAAUUUUAAAUCAGUAAAGACUCACACUCUGGUGCUCUCCAACAGAGACAUUAUACACUUUCAUUCAGAUGGUACAUUUAUUAAAUUAGAAUGAAAAAGUUAAUGUACUUUAGAGUGCAAGAAACAUAUUCGGACACUGGAACUCGAUACAGAGAAACAAUGUCUUCAGAAUAAUUACAGCAACACAACAUCCUCUGUAGGGUAUUACAUAUCAACCAAACAGGCAAUAACGUUUAUAAGGGGGGAAUAAACCCAUUCAGUACCAUCAGCAGAUGCAAAGAGCAGUAGAGAAGUUGCAAGGAUCUAGCUAGACAAAAAAUGUUCCUACCUUUAGCAAGCUGAGGCUCUUGGCAGGACUCAAACUACACUGAGAGCACUCACUUUUAGCAGAUGCCUGUCUUACACAGCUGGCUUUAACUCUAAGCUGCUGGAAGCUGCUGAGCAGAGGAGCAGCAUCAAACACAGUAUUACCCCAUGAGCAUUUUCUCAAAAGCUACAAUCAUGACUGACAAUUUGUUUGUUUUAAAUAGAAAACCAGACUUUCAGUUCCAAUACCUUAAUUUCACAGACCCUAAAAUAAGUAAACACCUCCUGCCUUUUUUUAUCUCUCUCCAAUUCAAACCUAACAACAAACAGUUUAACUGGAAGGAUAUGUAAGCUGAAAAGCUGAGUAGGCUGAUCAAUUUGUUCUUUUUAACAAGAGAAAGUAGCACAUAUUGAUGUGAGAGUUUCAUCUCUAAUGCUUAAUUUAAAAAAGAUAAAAAGAUGCACAGAACAAUAUUUAAGUAUAGUGUAAGAUAAUGAAACCCAUCUACUGGCCAUACCGCUCCUACACAUCCUAUUUUCAACUCACAUUUGUACCCUGUUUUGCAUAACACUUGCCUAGGAAAAAAAAA